UAUUGAUCGACCUUACUAUUACUAACCAAUAUUCACGCAGUGACCAAAUAUGAUGAUAUCGAGAGCGGGAUCUCAUGUUUCGACUGCCGUGUAGCGCGAUGUAAGUUUAUCUCCGUUAUAGCGAGGUUGGUUAUUUCAACUCUGAAUGGAUAUAUGACAGGAUUUCAUAAACCACUACCUGCAGUGUAGGUGUACACCUUAUUAGUCAAGGCCACAAUCAGAGGGCAGAACCAGUCUUUGGCCACUAAUCCGACGUGGGCGAUCAGCCGUUGCUAAUCCAGAAUGGAACUUGAGGCAGUGUCGGGUAACCAGUCGCCAGCAUCGGGGGUAGGUCGAGGCAUAGAGGUGGUUGACAUGGAUAGCGACAGUUCUAUGGGUUCGCCCAAACUACAGAAGCAUUUGAAGCGGUUUUCCACAGUCACAGGUGCAUUGGCUGCCUUCCCCUACAGGGUGCCUGGCAGACAAACCCGUCUCGACUGUUCACUUGAAACACUCGUUUCACCAGAACGCAUAACACAGGAAAUGGUUCAGUGCGCACGAGAGGGCGAUGCCUCGACGCUGGAGGCGAUUAUCAACGCCCUGGGGAAGGAUAUCGAGAAGCACGUGAACUCACAGGAUGAGAUAGGCCUGACCCCACUCCACUACGCUGCCCAGUACAACCACCCGGAUGUAGUGGACAUACUGCUGAAGAACAAAGCAGAUGUCAACAUCAGAGGGGAAGAAGAGGGGGCAUGCCCCGCCCACUAUGCCGCAAUGCCCGUCAGGGGCAAGAAGCUCAAAACCGACCGGACGGCCCCACAGAGCAUGGACCAAGUUUGGUCGGGAUCUUCGUGUGUCCCAAAGCUGAAAGAGAAUGGCGCCGACUUCACCUUGCAAGACACAUAUGGCCAGACUCCUCUUCACUACGCCGCUAUUCACGGCAACGUUGUCGCCGCCAGGGACAUCCUCGCCUUUGAAGAUGUGAACAUAACUGAGUCUGAAGAUAAUCAGAACAUGCGAGCCCUGCACGUCGCAGCUCUGUAUGAUGAGCUGGGCGUUGCUAAGCUCCUCCUCAACGCUGGUGCAGAAAUUCGGUGCAUGGAUCACGAGAGUUCGACACCGCUACAUCACGCAUGCUCAUCGGGGAAUCUGCCUCUCGUCAAUAUGCUUUUUGAUAUCGCAGCAAGAGAUCCUAAUAAUAAUGUUACAGAGCUGCUAGUACAUGACCAGGAUGUUGAAGGAAGCACCUGUCUCCACCUAGCGGUAGAAAAUGGCCACAGUGAGAUCACCCAUCUUUGUGUUAAAAAAGGGGCAAAUGUCAACCAGAGCCGCAGUGACGGUUUGUUCCCGCUCCACCUGGCGGUAGUGUCCGGAAAAAUUGACAUCAUACGGCACCUGGUGGACAAAGGGGCGAUAAUCGACGCCUCCAAUGACAUGCAAACAACCCCUCUACACAAAGCAGCCCAAUUCAACCGUGUAAGGGCUGCGAAGCUGCUUCUCAGAAGGGGUGCCAACAUCGAGUGCCUUGACAAGGACAAUGAUACUCCGCUGCUGAUCGCCGCCAUGUACGGCCACGUCGAGACGGUGGUGAUGCUGGUGAAGAAGGGAGCUGACAUCGAUGCCACUAAUCUGAAGGAGAAGACGGCUGUCUAUGUUGCUGCUGAAGAGGGCAACCUGUCAGUGCUCCAGAGCUUGUUGUCAGUUCCUGAAAUGCAAUGUCUCAUCAACUGGGGCGACCGUGACGGCAAUACUCCACUACAUAUUGCUGCUCAGAAGAAAAACCUGCACAUUGUCAAGAUUCUCCUCAAGAACAAGGCGUCAAUAUAUUCCAAGAACGAAUUAGAGGAAUCUCCACUACACAUGGCGGCCAAAUAUGGGAACGUCAACACCAUACGGGAAAUUGUGAGGAACGGUCAAAAUUCUGUCUUUGCCGAGGACGAGAAGAGUAACACACCCUUGCAUCUGGCUGCGCUGUAUGGACAUGCGAUGAGCGCGGCUGCACUCAUUGAACUUGGCGCUGAUGUUUCACAAAAGAACUGUGUUCUGUGGACGCCACUGGACAUGGCGGCAGCACAAGGCUGGAACAACACCUGCAAGGUUCUCCUGGAUGCCGACGCCCCUGUAGAUCCCACCGACAAGAGGAAUACUACUCCCUUGCACCUGGCCUGCUCAAGUGGCCAUCGAGAAGUCGUGCAGUUGUUGCUGAGGUGGAACGCCAGCGUCACCAAGCGCGACAUCAACAACAUGAACUGCCUUGACCUUGCUAUUGAGAACAAUAAAAGUGACAUUGCUCGUCAGAUCAUCCAAUCACACAAAUGGAUGGAUGCAUUACGUCAUGCUCAUAUCACGAACAAGAGAGGUAAUGUCACUAUAGAUACACCUCUACGUCGGCUCAUCAGGAAGAUGCCAGAUGUGGCGAAGGAGGUGUUUGACCGAUGCAUCACAGCAGGGGAAGAACAGGUUCCUUCUGAUACAGACUUUGAGCAGCGUUACAACUUUGAAUUCAUCGACGACCUCUAUGCUGAGUGGGCCCAGCCUCCGUCUAAUGACGGCGGCACAUCGAAAACAGAGCAAAAGAUUUCUUACAGGCGGUUUGGGAAACUAACGCCCUACUCUCACAGGUCCAAGACGAUAAAGGAAAACCACCCCCUGUAUAUAAUGGUAUCUGCCCACCAAGAGCACCUGCUUGCCCAUCCACUGGUGACGUCAUUGAUUUCACACAAGUGGUGGGCGUUCGGGGCGUGGUUCCAUCUAUAUUCCUUCUUCCUCCAUCUGAUGUUCAUCAUAUUCCUGACAAUGUUCACCCUCAACACGACGCCACCGCACCUUUACACACCUGCCAUUGCGGACACCAUCAAAGGGGGUUCGUGUGAUGCAAUCAGCAGCGACUAUCAUCAACCCGAGAGCACCAAGAACCAGAAAUAUGUUGUCAUAUUCCUCGUCGUGGUGUGCAUCCUCAAUGAGUUGUUCCAGAUAUACCAGAGCAAACUGUCAUACUUCUCCGUCAACAACGUAACUGAGUGGGUAGCAUACAUCUUCACCAUCCUCGUCCUCGUCGACUUCAACAACUGCCAGACCAUCACUGGCUACAGAUUAGACUGGCAGUGGUCCCUGGCUGCUCUGGCCGUGUUUCUCAGCUGGACGGACCUGAUGUUCUUCGUCCAGGGGUUCAGCUCUCUGGGGAUCUACGUUGUCAUGUUCCGAGACAUCCUCGUCACGUUCCUCAAGGCAAUUACAGUUUUCUUCGUGCUCAUCCUGGCCUUCGCCAUUGCCUUUGUUGUCCUGCUGAAGAACCAGAUCCCAUUUCGUGACGUGGGGAGUUCGCUGAUGAAGACGUUUGUGAUGAUCAUCGGUGAAUACGACUUCAACGAUAUCUUCAACGCCGGCGUUCAGUCUACGGCUUCAGAGGAUGAACUGUACUAUCCUGCAGCUACCUCUAUACUGUUCGUCUGCUUCGUAGUGCUGUCAUCCAUUGUGCUGAUGAAUCUACUGGUUGGUUUGGCCGUGGAUGACAUCAAAGGUAUUCUCCGCCAAGCAGCGCUGAAACGAAUGGCAAUGCAGGUGGAGCUGACGCUGGAUGUAGAGAAGAUCCUCCCCGACGUCAUCAGACAAAAAUUCUUCAUUUCGACGAAGAUCAUCAAGCCCAACCUGGAGUCGAAAAACCCGCUGCGUCACGUGAUCGUCGCCUUCACUGACUGGUGGACAACGGACGCGGGCGAAGAUGAGGAUGUUGUUCUGAAGGAUAUACCGGAAAUUAAAAACACCCAGAUUAAGAUACAGAAAGAGGUCAAGGCCAUCCGAAAGGUCGUGAACGUUGUACACGACAUGCACCUGCAGAACAAACGCAUUGAGAGCAUGCUGAGGGCGAUAUUGAAGAACUCGGACACUAUAUCGUGGGUGGAGGAGGACUACUCGAGUGAUGAGGACAGGAGCCUGACACAAUCCAUGGGGAAGCUCUGAAACAUGGAUGGUUUGGCUUCAGUCUCAGACUUUCAGACCGCCGCCAUAUAGCUGGAAUAGUGCGGCGUAAAACAACAACCAAUCAACAAAAGGAAUAUUUUGUCCGAGACAUUAAAACAGACUCCCAAUGUGUUGUAAAACGUAUCAAGCAGUCUUAAUUCAUAAUUUUCUAACUCACUCAGACACAGUUGUAACAUAGCAAUUAUUCUGCAAGUUCAUGUUUAGUUUUAGGAGACUUGUUUCUGAUGAAGCUGAGAAACCAUCCUGCACAGAUACACGGGUUGAGAGGGGUCUGCAAUAUUUGAGCUUUUCGUGGAGGGGUUGUUUUUUGAAACGGGUUUUGCAUCCCGAUCAACGUUUAUUUUCUCAACUUACACCGAUCUCAUGUUCUGAAUACCACGUGACCUCGUAUCCGGAGUUGAUAUGUAUGGUGUUGAGCUGAAAGGUCUUAUUAAACAUAUGUAUGAAAUCAAUAACGUUCGAGUUGAUGGAGGUUCUAUGUACAGAGUAUAAUGUAUUGUCCAACAGCAAUGAGGCUGGAACAACCUAUUCAAAGGUGAACUCUAUGGAUCAUGUAAGUGUUUUGACAUCAACUGAUCGAAAUAUAGACAAAUGUACAAAGCUCAUCCUCCAAUCAUAUUUGUUAUUCAACUUUUUGAAAACAUUCUCCGAAGUCCUACGAGUGUUGUGCCUUAUCUAGAGUUUAGCUAUUUCCAAAUUUACUUCCAUAGAAAAGUCAAAGGGACCGCAGAGUUAUGUCCCUUUCGCCUGCAAGGAUCCUAUAAACGGGGUUUGAAUCUUAGAAUCAACCUGAUCAUAUGACCUCUGUGCCAUGAAUUCCAGUCAUUAGGGAAUUGCAUCACUAACUUACCUUAUUUGUAACCACAGACAUUCUUUUCAAAUGAAUUUAAUUCAUUUUGUUAAAUGAAUAAUGUUUCUUACUUAAUAAAUCUUCAAACAUACAAUGAGAUUAAGACAAUUUAUAUUUUGAAUAUUUGUUGUGUUUUCAAUAUUUGUUCUACUUGAUAUACUUUGUUUGAAAUAAAACAAAACUACCCAAAUAAA
Haliotis rubra (blacklip abalone) is the source of this 5004-nucleotide messenger RNA. RefSeq names its product transient receptor potential cation channel subfamily A member 1 homolog. Gene Ontology annotation, molecular function: monoatomic ion channel activity; protein binding. Gene Ontology annotation, cellular component: membrane. The record is from RefSeq and is a predicted model, not a curated record. The coding region runs from base 283 to 3939 and encodes 1218 amino acids. NCBI's taxonomy places the organism in Eukaryota, Metazoa, Mollusca, Gastropoda, Lepetellida, Haliotidae. The transcript has 26 exons. Gene Ontology annotation, biological process: monoatomic ion transport; transmembrane transport.